Messenger RNA from Pecten maximus, 1418 nucleotides. RefSeq lists its product as uncharacterized. The transcript has 3 exons. Lineage: Eukaryota; Metazoa; Mollusca; Bivalvia; Pectinida; Pectinidae. The coding region runs from base 112 to 675 and encodes 187 amino acids. The record is from RefSeq and is a predicted model, not a curated record.
GUAAUAGCGUAUAAAUAGGAGUGAAAACACCAGUUAGACUAGCUAUUUUUGAGACAGCUACCUGUAUACUUGGACAAGACGUUAUAUACUUUGGAUUGCUAUCAAUCUACAAUGGCAUCUGUUAUGAUAUCAGCAUCCGGCACAGACAGAAUCAAUGACGCAUUAGCAACUCUUAAAAGGGAAAUGAUGGACUUGCGACAACAGGAUGUGCACCUGAUGAAGCAGCUAAUUGGUAUAAAUGACACGAUACAGAAACUAUCUAAACAAAGACCUGGGUCAUAUGGUCCACUUAGGAAGAAAUUCGCAAUAGUAAACGGUCGACGAACAUUUGUUAACAACAACGAAUCAAUUCCUGAAGAGCCGCCUCUUGUUCGCCAACAAAGUGUACCAAACUACUGUAAUAUGAACAGGAGCCAAAGUGGAUCUCUCUCCAGCAUUGAAGACACAUCCAGUUCUAUGGAAGAUCUCAGCACUGCUGAUUCAGAUAGUGAUGACAGCUUAUUUGGGUCUGAGCAAAACCUCAGCGAAUCGUUCUCGUCAACCACCUCCCGAUCACGGUCAGUAGCGAACACCUCUGCUCACGUUACUAAGGAGUCUGACCUGGAGUACUGUUCAUACGAGCAAAUCCUUAGAAGGAAUAUCAAGCUGUGGAAGUUCUCUCGGACUCAGCAUUAAUAUACUAGUCUAUUUAUUAUUCUUAUUUCGCAAACAAUCAAACGGUCAUUCAGCAUGUUUUGUGCUUCUAUAUGUGUUCAGACGUCUCAAAAUGGACAAGCAGUAAAAUUUGCUAUGUGAAGAAGUAGGAGUAUCCAAUCUCCAGUGAUGAAUUUUCGAUAUUUGUCAACUUUUUGACAAGUUGCAUUGUACAAAGGCUUGAGAAUGGGAAAGAGACAUUUCACAUCGGGUGCUAUAUCUACUGAACAAAAGACAAUGACGCCAGAGUUUGGAAACCUUAAACCUGUUUUACAUAAGGUGAAAAGAACCUGUAGGAAUUGAAUAAUGACCAAAUACAUUUGUCUUUCAUGAACUUAUUGAAUAUUUGCUCAGUCUGCCUAAACUGUUAUUGUGUUCUUCUAUAAAUUGCUAUAUGCUGCGCUUGAAAAAGUAUGAUAGAGAGUGUAAAUGUAAAUGAAAUUGAAUAUCUGUGUGUAUGUGUUUCUUUGUUAGGUGUGAUUCUAACGACAAGACAUGGUCAGUUCAUGUCUUUGAUAAAUGUUCCACAGGCUUUACUGUAUUAGUUUUUUACAAAUCUAAAUUAUGUAGACUUUCGACCAAUUAGUGGUCGAUAAACUAGGUACGAAUGUGUAAGUAAGCGUAUGAACUACCUGACUAUUAUUAUACAUAAAAUGUUCAACAUGUGCAUAUAUUCUUAAACUGAAAAUAAAAACGAAACUAAAAAAAAACUGUUGUUGUCUUCG